AAUUCCAAACGAAAUUUCCAAACUAAUUAGAGUCCAAAUGAUCGAUUGGUAUACAUACACUCCAUGUAACUCGCAUAGUUCUUGCUUCUAGUGAAGUGUGAAAGGGUUUGAGGUGAAAGGCUUUCAGAGUGCCUUCUUAUUAUAGGGAACGAAUGUAAAGUAAAAAUUUUUACAGUUUUUACUCUACUUUUUAGUCGAAAUUGGAAUCUUGCUAGUUGGAAAAAUAGAAUCUUGCAAGUUGGAAAUUUCUGGUAAGAUAAUCAUGGAGUCACGGAUUCAAUCGCUGCAACUAACGAGUGAUUUCAUUGGUCUGUGACGCAAUCCUUGGGUAACGUUAUGAAAGCAACAUUUUUUUUCUAUGGACUGGCCUUUUUUAGACUGAUCUAGAGUGAUACCAAACAUUUACACAAGUGAGUGAGAGAGAGAGAGAGUGGCAGAGAACAUGGAGUCUGGGAAACUAAGGCUUCUUGCUCUGCUGCCAAUUCUUGCAUCUCUCAUUCUUCUCUGUUCCGAUCGUCUUCCCCAGUUUGUUCGACAAUCCAAGAGAAUCAACUGCAGCCUUGUACAGCAAAGGCAUUACUGGAUAGCUAGCAAGCGUAUUGUGACGCCAGAUGCAAUGGUUUCUGGUGCAGUUGAAGUGAAAGACGAGAAGAUUGUAGCUGUUGUUGAGGGAGAUGAUUGGCGUGGGAAUGCCUGGUCUCACCAAAUAAUUGAUUAUGGGGAGGCUGUUGUUAUGCCCGGGCUGAUCGAUGUGCAUGCACAUCUUGACGACCCUGGAAGAACCGAAUGGGAAGGAUUUCCUUCAGGGACAAUGGCAGCUGUUGCUGGUGGUAUCACAACAUUGAUUGACAUGCCUUUGAAUAGCUAUCCAUCUACAGUUUCAGAAGAGACACUCAAUCUUAAGGUCCAGGCAGCUCAAGGGAGGAUCUUCGUUGAUGUUGGUUUUUGGGGAGGUCUGGUUCCGGAAAAUGCAUUCAAUUCAACAGCUUUGGAGCGUCUUCUUGAAGCUGGAGCACUUGGCCUCAAGUCUUUCAUGUGCCCCUCGGGAAUCAAUGACUUUCCCAUGACGAAUUCCAGCCAUAUAAGGGAAGGGCUGUCUGUACUGGCAAAAUAUAGAAGACCACUCCUUGUGCACGCUGAGAUUCCUCAAGAGCUGGAUAUGUCAGAUGAAGGUGCUGCAAAUCCUAGAUCGUAUUCCACGUAUCUCAAGACUCGGCCCGCUUCAUGGGAAGAAGCUGCAAUAAGAGAGCUGUUAAAAGUAAGUAAAAAUACUAGAGGUGGAGGUGUUGCUGAGGGUGCUCAUCUCCACAUUGUUCAUUUGGCUGAUGCUGGAUCCUCUUUAGACCUUAUAAAGGAAGCUAAGAGUAGCGGUGAUAGCAUAAGCGUAGAGACGUGCCCCCACUAUUUGGCCUUCUCAGCUGAAGAAAUCGCAGAUGGAGAUACACGCUUCAAGUGCGCUCCACCAAUCCGUGAUGUUCAUAAUAGAGAGAAGCUCUGGGAAGCUUUGCUGGAUGGAGAGAUCGAUAUGUUGAGUUCGGAUCACUCGCCCUCAGCUCCGGAGCUGAAGCUGUUCGAGGAGGGUGAUUUCCUGAGGGCGUGGGGCGGUGUAUCUUCACUGCAGUUUGUUCUACCGGUGACAUGGUCGUACGGACGCAAACACGGGAUCAGUCUCCGUCAGUUGGUUACGUGGUGGAGUGAGAAGCCGGCGAAACUGGCUUCCCAGCAUCUCAAGGGGGCGAUCGCAGCCGGAAAUUAUGCAGAUAUCGUGGCUUGGGAUCCUGAUGUGGAAUUUGAAGUAGACGAUGAUCACCCCGUAUACCUUAAGCAUCGGAACAUUUCAGCAUACAUGGGAUCCAAACUGGCGGGAAAAGUAGUAGCAACUUUUGGAAGAGGCAAUCUCGUUUACCAAACUGGAAAGCAUGCUCCGGCGGCCUGCGGCGUCCCCAUCUUGGCUAAAUCACCACACCAUACUAUUUGUUAGUUGCCAACUGCUGCAAUUUCUGCAACUCUCCAUAAAUAUAAUGAACUCUUGGGACCAUUUCAUUUGUAAUGGGACAGAGGGAAUAUACAAUAAUUUAUAAACUGAAAAAUUAGCAUAUCAUAUAUUAUACUCCCUCCGUCCCAGUUUUAGAGUGACAUUUUGCCAAAAAAGUCCGUCCCAGUUUUAGAGUUACAUUUACAAUUUUCCAUUUUUGGACAUAGAAAUUUACCCUAUUAUUCAACAAAA
Messenger RNA from Salvia splendens (bonfire salvia), 2227 nucleotides. RefSeq names its product allantoinase. The transcript is spliced from 15 exons. The coding region runs from base 443 to 1981 and encodes 512 amino acids. Gene Ontology annotation, biological process: purine nucleobase catabolic process; allantoin catabolic process. Gene Ontology annotation, cellular component: cytoplasm. The record is from RefSeq and is a predicted model, not a curated record. Gene Ontology annotation, molecular function: allantoinase activity; zinc ion binding; cobalt ion binding. Lineage: Eukaryota; Viridiplantae; Streptophyta; Magnoliopsida; Lamiales; Lamiaceae.